CUCUAAGAUCCUGAGUCUUGGAUCUCAAAAUACCAAGUAAUACCAAUUCGAUUUAUUCAACGAUUGCCUCAGCUGUACCUUCUCAAUGGCAGGUCACGUAGCUUGUCGUAAGCGACCUGUGGUCGUGUCCAGGCGACCACUGGACCCCAAUGAGCCUCCAAUGCCUGCGCCCUCACUUCCCGAUCCUCACAAGAAAACCGACCGUCCGCCAGUGAUGUUGAUAUCUCCAUCCGAGACAUUAGUAACGGAGAGGGAGCGAUGAGUCUUUGCACGUACUAAGAAUUUAUCUCUAGCUGGCCUCUUCAAACCGAGUUUUAGUUGAC
Messenger RNA from Pseudomassariella vexata, 323 nucleotides. RefSeq lists its product as uncharacterized. The coding region runs from base 86 to 262 and encodes 58 amino acids. The record is from RefSeq and is a predicted model, not a curated record. NCBI's taxonomy places the organism in Eukaryota, Fungi, Ascomycota, Sordariomycetes, Amphisphaeriales, Pseudomassariaceae. The transcript is spliced from 2 exons.